Molecule: messenger RNA, 342 nt
Organism: Sclerotinia borealis F-4128
Lineage: Eukaryota; Fungi; Ascomycota; Leotiomycetes; Helotiales; Sclerotiniaceae
Source: the annotation of a GenBank genome assembly
AUGCAAAGCCUAUCCUCCACACCAACCACCACUCGCCCUUCUACUCAUAUAAUCGACGUCCGCACUCCGCUCGAAAUCCAACAUACGGGUCGGAUUCCCACGGCUUUGAAUAUUCCCAUCACAACAUAUCCUGAUGCCUUCAGUAUUAGCGAAGAGGAAUUUGAAGAUCGAUUUGGGUUUGAGAGGCCAGGGAAGGCGGAUGAGUGCGUCUUUUAUUGUAAGGCGGGGGUGAGGAGUAGGAUGGCGGCGGAGAUUGCGAAGGGCUGUGGGUGGGAGAGGGUGGGGGAGUUUGAGGGGAGUUGGGGGGUGUGGAGUGAGAGGGGGGGUGAGGUGGAGAAGUGA